This is a messenger RNA of Cyprinodon tularosa, 4377 nucleotides long. RefSeq names its product potassium voltage-gated channel, KQT-like subfamily, member 1.2 (gene kcnq1.2). The record is from RefSeq and is a predicted model, not a curated record. Lineage: Eukaryota; Metazoa; Chordata; Actinopteri; Cyprinodontiformes; Cyprinodontidae. Gene Ontology annotation, molecular function: voltage-gated potassium channel activity. The transcript is spliced from 20 exons. Gene Ontology annotation, cellular component: membrane. The coding region runs from base 455 to 2614 and encodes 719 amino acids. Gene Ontology annotation, biological process: potassium ion transport; transmembrane transport.
GGCAGGAACCGGUAGAAGACAGCUGCUUUGAUUGCAUUCGCGAUAUUGCCGUUGUUUCUGAACGAUGCUGGAUGAUUUAUUUAUUAUACGCAUUGUAUGAAUGGGGUUUGUUUUUUUGAAAAGCUCUGAAGGGAUUUUUUUCUUGUCUCAGCCGGAAUUUACAUUACUUGCAGAUUACAACUUCAGCUUGGAGUUUAAGUGUGGUGCAAGUUUGUUAGGGAAAUGCAGCUAUUACACCCAGCAGGAGAAACACAAAACUGGCUGGUGACUUCUGAAAGCUAACAGUAUGGACACAUAUGAAGCCCCACAAAGAGCCCUCCUCUCAGCUGCAGGUAGCUAGUUCUCAUUUUCUGCUGGGCUGCUCCCUCCUAUCAGAACCUUGGUCAGAACCUCCAGGAUUUUAAAGUCGCUGUUAGCCCCCUCUGCCCCAGCCAGACCACCCUAAAGAGGCAUAAUGGGGGAAAGGCGAGCCCGCUCCUUCCACAUGACCUGCCAUGUACAACGGGACUACGGCAGCAGGAUGAGGAGCUCCUUCAUACGCUGCAGCCCCAAUGGAUGUGCCGGCACGAGCAUCAGCCUCAGCCUGGACCAGGAGAUGGACCUGGCAGCCUCCGCUGGUUCCACCACCGGUUGCAGCGCCCUGCGGGUUCCUGCACCUGACAUCAGCCGCUACUCACCAGUUUCGCUGGAAAUAGACCCCCAGGCGGUGAAUAAUGGAUCAGGCUUCCCCUGCCUGCCUCCAGCUGACACAAAGGAUCCGGAGUUGCAGAUCGCACACAGCCAACCGUCUGUGACCCCUAUCCCGCCACCUCUGCCUCGCUCCAGCUGGCUGCGCAAUCAUCAGAAGGAGUUCCAGAGUCCUUACAUUAAGACUAGCAUGCAGGGGGAUGUUUACAACUUUCUAGAAAGACCUGCAGGAUUGAAAUGCUUCCUCUACCACUUUCUAGUCUUCCUCAUGGUCCUGGUGUGUCUUAUCUUCAGUGUCCUGUCCACAAUAGAACAAUAUGCAGAAUUUGCCACAGGAACCCUUUUUUGGAUGGAGAUCGUGCUGGUGCUGUUCUUUGGUACCGAGUAUGUGGUCCGGCUGUGGUCGGCAGGCUGCCGCAGCAAAUAUGCGGGCAUCAAAGGACGCCUCCGCUUUAUCAGGAAGCCCAUAUCAAUCAUAGAUUUGAUAGUCGUCAUUGCCUCCGUCAUUGUGCUCGGUGUGGGGUCAAAUGGACAAGUGUUUGCCACAUCUGCUAUCAGGGGUAUUCGUUUCCUGCAGAUCCUGCGGAUGCUGCAUGUGGAUCGACAGGGAGGAACAUGGAGGCUGCUGGGAUCUGUUGUCUUCAUACAUCGACAGGAGCUUAUCACCACCCUGUACAUUGGCUUCUUGGGGCUGAUCUUUUCCUCCUACUUUGUCUACCUUGCGGAGAAGGAUGCAGUGGAUGAGGAGGGCAAGACGGGCUUUUCCAGCUAUGCAGAUGCCCUGUGGUGGGGCGUGGUGACCGUCACCACCAUCGGAUAUGGAGACAAAAUUCCUCAAACAUGGAUAGGGAAGGCCAUCGCCUCAUGCUUCAGUGUCUUCGCUAUUUCUUUCUUCGCUCUACCUGCUGGAAUUUUGGGUUCAGGAUUUGCCCUCAAAGUCCAGCAGAAGCAGAGACAGAAGCACUUUAACAGACAGAUCCCAGCAGCAGCCUGUCUCAUCCAGACACUCUGGAGGUGUUACGCUGCAGAGAAACCAAACGGCUGCGCUGCUACAUGGAAAAUGUACGUCUUAACUCCAGAGGGUGUGGCAGCAGCGCAGGUGGACCACAGCAGUCCCAGCAUCAAGAAGCUGAACAUAGCGAAAAAGGGGACUAAGAGAAGACUGAAGUCCAAAGGGCCUGGCUCUCUAGGUGUUGCCUCAGAGAGAGCUGUGUCGAUCCCUCAAAUCACCUAUGAGCACAUCGACGACUCUGUGGAAAAAAAGGAUGUCUCCUUUUUUAUUGCACAGCCAAGGGGGACAAAUGAAGGGAUUGCCAGAAUGUUCAGGAAAGCAGGCCCUCCUCACCACUCAUGGUCAUCUUUUACUCUGAGCUGCCCUGCUUCCCCAGUAAAGGGAAGUGGUGAUCAAAGUGCUUCCAUAGACAUCUCCCGCGCCAACAGCCUCACCGAUGACCUAGAUGACAUGAGUGAGGACAUCCCCCUGCCUGUGGUCACCAACAAGAACCAGUUAUCCCAUUCCCAGAGGUCUGCUGUGAAAGUCCUGCGUAGAAUGCAGUAUUUCGUUGCCAGGAGGAAAUUUCAGCAAGCCCGGAAACCCUAUGAUGUGCGAGACGUGAUCGAGCAGUAUUCCCAGGGUCACCUAAACAUGAUGGUUCGCAUCAAGGAGCUACAGCGAAGACUGGAUGGCACCUUGGGGAAACCAGGAAUGUUUUUACCAGGCAAGGGAGAAGAUAAGGAAUAUCCAACUAUUGGGGCACGAAUGAUCAGAUUAGAAGAUAAGAUUCGCCAGAUGGACCGGAAAAUGGACUCAGUCCUGCGGAUUCUGACGGAGCAGUUUCCGCCAAAGCCGGACCUGACGUCAAAGCCAUCCAUUCGUAGGGUGACCAUCCAGAAGCGCAUGGGCACCAGCAUCGACGAGGCACCCUGAUAAAGCAGUGACGUAAAACGCUAGGACUUUACGUUAACAGCCUAGCCCCCUCGAGGGAGUCUGUCUUCCAAACCAACCUCCUUUUUUUUUUUUCUGUGAACUUUACACCCAUAAGAAAAAAAUUAUUAAAAAACUAACCCAUAUGAGAGGAAAACAGCCUCUGUCAGGGAGGAGUACCUUAUUGUCUGGACUUCUGAUGGCUUCUUGAUGGGUAUUUUUUUGUUACUUGUUUCCUCUGCACUGGUAUUUUGCAGCACACAGCUCAGGCAGCAACAUGUUCUAUGAAUUUAUUUCACCACAUUAGCCUCAUAAUCACACUUCUCUAUGAUGAUAAUUUAUGUGUUGCCUGUCACUGAGCAGCAUUCCUCUGUUCCAAAUAUCUUUCCAAAGCUAAAUAACCCCUAAUGAAGCUGUAAUGCAAUUAAUGCACUCUGGUUUCCUAAUGACAUUCAGAGAAAAAAGAAAAGUUGUAAAUCCACACCAGCCAAUGCAUUCCUCAGAUCUGUCAGAUUAUCUUGGCUCAACUCAGACCUACGGAACAGAGUUAGCUUUACGAACACAUAUCCAUGCAGCCUAACUGUACUUAGAUUUGUGUGCUUUGUUUGUAGUAACUGAGAAACAUUUAGACAGGAAAAAGGAUAAUCAUAUGUUGGUUUUGUCCUUCUCCUGAGUAAGAAAUAACUGGCAGAACUGACUAAAAUGGACUGUGGCAGCAAUUUAAUUCAAUUUACUAUUGUUUAAUACUUUAAGAAUUGAAUUAUACCCUUAGUCAUGUUAAAGGGAUAAUUAAUGGGGUUUUUUAAGGUGAAAUUCUCUAAGGGUUUCUGAAAUUGAUUCUUUCCUUACAUGUGAAAAGAGGCUGUAUGUUCAUUGUAUUCAUAGAAAUCCUCAGUGGUGGAAAGCUUGUUAGAUGGUGAUGAUUUCAGAAACUUAAUAUGCCUCAAACCAGAACCGUUUUUUCUUCAUUUUAUGGGAUAUUAUUUUUCACAAGAACUCUUUAUUGCUGUUUUUCUGCCCAAAACUACUGAGUAAAUACACAAACUUACAUUGCAUGAGAUCGAUAGCUUGCCAGGUUUGCUAAUCCCAAGUCCCAAGUUGGAUGUAUCAUAAACUAUGAGUCCUGGAAAGCUAUUAGAUUGUUCUAUUUUGGCUACAUUUACACCUAUGGUCUUGAUUCCAAUUUAUUAUUUGGCAUGGUUGUUUAAUAUUUGGCAUGGUUUAUAUGCAACACGCCAUCAGACUGAUUGGCUCACAUACGCAGGAGAAGAAUGUAGCAGCACACAGCAGCACACCUUGUUUACAGAACUUAUAAUGGAUGCCAGAAUCCAUUUCUUUUUCAUUAUUAUGCUGUUAGGCAACGGGAGCAAACAACAUUAUGACAACAUUAUAAGAAGAUGAAGAAAUGUAAGAAAAACAGAGUAUUACUAUUUACUAUGGAAUGUUGUGGAGCAGCUGCUGCAUCUAUAGAGAAGUCUAUGUGGAUGUGUAGCUUUGGGUAAUGAGGUAGUGAGUCAGAUAAAAAUUCUACAGAACUGCUCCGAAUAAGGACGACUUGAAAACCGUCAGAUAUGCAUCUAGUGUGAAUUUCUCCUCAGAUGUAACCAGCUCUCUUAUUGGUUAGACUGCCACACCUGAUUCACAGAAUAACCAAUAAGAGGGCUGGUUAUGUCUGAGCAGCAACUGUGAUUGGUUUAACUGGUUUUCAGUCUGCUCAGGGACCAGAAGGGUCAUGAAAGAGGUGAAUGGAGAGGGACAAGGAAAAA